Messenger RNA from Acanthosepion pharaonis, 495 nucleotides. NCBI's taxonomy places the organism in Eukaryota, Metazoa, Mollusca, Cephalopoda, Sepiida, Sepiidae. The record is from the annotation of a GenBank genome assembly.
AUGUUGAUUGCCUCCGAUAAUAUUAUCUUUUCUGCUACUGGAAUCCAGCAAGGUGAUCCACUUGGUCUGCUACUAUUUGCGAUGGCUAUUGACGGGGUAGAUCGUUCCAUCGCCUCUUUUUUCAAUAUAUGGUAUCUUGACGAUACAACGUUGCGAGGAUCCAUCGAGGCCGUAGCUGCUGACCUCCGACGAAUUAUUCCUGCUUUAUCUCUGCUUGGACUUGAGAUUAACUCGUACAAUGACCCACCUAUCUAUCUAUCUAUCUAUCUAUCUAUCUAUCUAUCUAUCUAUCUAUCACAAUCUGUUCAUUUCUCUCUCUUACUAUCAAAAUAUGUUCAUAUUUCUUUCUUUUUCACUCUCGCUUUCUCUUUCUCUAACUACCAUAUUGUCAACGUUUUGUUAUUUUUAAAAUUCAAGCAAUUAUUCCACCAUGUUGUGGAUAUAAAUGCGGAAUCAGAAAUUGUAAAAUAUUUAAAGUUUUCUCUUGCUGCCUGA